AGGUGAGCCGGGUGCUGCGCCCAGGGGGCUGCUUCAUCUCCAUCACCUUCGCCCAGCCCCACUUCCGCAAGCCCCACUACGCCCAGGAGGCCUUUGGCUGGUCCCUGCGCCACGCUGCCUGCGGGGACGGCGACGCCGGAGCCUUCCACUAUUUCCUGUAUGUGAUGCGCAAGGGGCAGCCCCUGGAGCCCCGGGAUGUGGCCCUGGGGCGCCGCCUGCACCAGCCCCCCUCGGGCCCCGCCCCGCCGCCGCCCCCCGCCCCCCCGGACGAUGAUGAGGACUAUCUGCUCGCCAUCCAGCUCUGACCCGGGGCUCACCCAGGUCCCAGCAAAACCUUAAGGUGCUCCAUCCUCACAGGUGGGAGACAGGGAACCGGUGCAUCCCCCUGCGAGCUGCCCAGUGGUGUGGGUGAUGGGGGGCAAGAGGGGGAUGCUUGGCCUCCUCCGGGGGGCACAGGGAUGCUCUGGUGAUUCUGUGCCCCCUCCCUGGCCUUUCCUUGCUGAGCUGGAGAGCAGCCAGGGCUCCAGGCUUUGCAGCCAGUAAUGAAACCAAAUCGGGUUUAAUUUCACCCAUCCGUCUUGCAGGGAGUGGCUCCCUGUCCCCCAUCCCUUCCCCUUGGCACGGACAGCCAGGCUCAGGGCAGAAUGGGGGUGCUGGCACUGGCUAUGGGGGGCAGGAUUGGGGGUGCCCACUGCUCCAUCCCCCACACUGGGCCUGGGGGUGUGCAAGGGCACCGUGUCCUUGUCACCCCCUCCAAGUACUGGGGGAUCCAGCCUGCAAUGUGCCAGCAUGGGGCAGGCGGUGCCACAGGACAGGAAGGGCAGCAUAUCUGCUUCUUUCCCCAUCCAUCCCCACUUCUGCUUGUGCUGACAGUUCCAGUGUGCUGCACACGCCUAGUCCGUGUCCCCCUGUGCCUGGGGCCAGCAGCACGGUGACACGUGUGUGCCAGGGUGGGUGAUGGGUGAGCCACCGUGUGUGUGCUGCUGGGGCAGGUGCAUGGGUGCCACUGGCAGUGUCCCCAGAGGCUCUCUGGGCAGCAACUCCCCCUGGGUGGGCUAAAGGGACCCUCCUGGGCAGUGACAGCACAGAGGCCGAGCUGCUGGGCUGCUCUCUCAGGCAGAAGGUGUAAGUGGGUCAGCCAGCGGCUCCCCUGCACCAGGAGCCAGCCAAGGGCUCCAGGGUCAGCCCCCACCUGGCCAUGCCACCCCAUCCCACAGACACCCCAAAAACCAGCUGGCAGAGGAAGGGACAGAAAGGAGCAGGCGACUGCCGGCUUCACCUGGGUACAUGAAUGUAUUUUAUUCAUUGCAUUUUGUUCACCAGUACAGUGAAAAAUGGCAUUUAAAUUUACAAUGGAUCAUUCGUAGAACAUCAUGACACAAGUAUCUUUUUUUUUCUUUUUUUUUUUUCUUUUUUCCUCAGUUUUUUGUUUGGUUUUUUUGUUGUGGUUUUUUUUUUUUUUUGCGUCGUUGUCUCCAUAAAUGCCACUCGUAGGUUAUUGAAAAAGAUGACAAGUUUCUCAUGCACAUCAGAACCCCCCGAGAAGCUUCUUAAAAAAUAAAAUUAAAUUAAAGUAUAAAAUUAAAAACAACGACUCAGGCCGGUCCCUGCCCUCCCCGCUCUCCCCUGACCCCAGCACCCUCAAGCGAGGGGCAGUGCUGGGACCCCCCCUGGCACCUGCAGCCGGCCCCGAUGGGCUCUGCCCCGGUGCUGCCGGGAAGGAACUGCAGCGGCUGGUGCUGCUGCGAAACCCGCCGGUGCUCCUGCUGCCUGCCAGCGGGGGUCGGGCCAGGGGUCCCUGCUCCCCUCCCUCCUCCUGUGGCUUUCCUCAUGCUCCCUCCAUCACUCUCGCCCCCCCUUUAAUUUUUGCCCUCGUUUUUUUCUUCUUUUUUUGUCUUUUUUUUUCUUAUGGAAAAAAA
This is a messenger RNA of Zonotrichia albicollis (white-throated sparrow), 1919 nucleotides long. Lineage: Eukaryota; Metazoa; Chordata; Aves; Passeriformes; Passerellidae. The record is from RefSeq and is a predicted model, not a curated record.